GGCCAAACCACUGAGAUAUUUUGCUAACACAGGGGAAGAGUGUAUUCUCAUCCAUCAUUGGUAAUUUUUUUUUAAUCGACCCAGCGCCACCCGAAAGCCAUGAGUUUUCCAGAAGUUCUGGACCACAUUGGUGGCAUGGGACGCUUUCAAGUCAUGCAUGUGGCAUUCCUGGCCAUCCCGCUCUUGAUGCUGGCCAGCCAUAACCUCCUGCAGAACUUCACUGCUGGGGUCCCAGAGCAUCACUGUCAAGUCCAUAUCAACAUCAACAACACUCCUUACACCAACCUCACCGGAAAGCUCGCUGCCAAGGACCUCCUCAGGGUCUCCAUCCCCAUGGACAGCAACCUGCAGCCAGAGAAGUGUCACCGCUUUGUCACUAUGCAGUGGCAGCUCCUAGACUCCAACGCCACAGUCACAAACCUAACCGAGCUGGAGACUGAACCCUGCGCUGAUGGGUGGGUGUACGACAAGAGCAUUUUCACCAGCACCAUCAUUACAGAGUGGGACCUGGUGUGUGACUCCCGGCAGCUGAAGCAGAUGGCUCAGUCCAUCUACAUGGCUGGGGUCCUGGCGGGAGGCAUCAUCUUUGGAAGUCUGUCAGACAGGUUUGGCCGCAGGUCUCCCUUGAUCUGGUGCUACUUGCAGAUGACUGUCACGGGCACCAGCACUGCCUUCUCGCUCAGCUUCACUGCCUACUGCAUCUUCCGUUUCCUGACCGGAAUGGCCUUCUCGGGCAUUGUGAUGAACGGUGUCUCUCUGUCUGUGGAAUGGACACCCACCCGCACACGGGCCAUUGUGGUCACCAUGUAUGGAUACUGCAUCACAAUCGGGCAGUGUAUUCUGCCUGGGGUGGCUUACGCCAUCCCCAAUUGGCGCUGGCUGCAGCUUGUGGUGUCUUUGCCCUAUUUCAUCUGCUUCAUCUACACCUGGUGGUUCGCGGAGUCCGCCCGCUGGCUGGUAAUAGCCGGCAGACCUGACGAGGCAGUGAAGCAGCUCCAGAGAGUGGCCAGGAUAAACCGGAAGAAGGAAGAAGGAGACAAACUCAACAUAGAGGUCUUGAGAUCCAACAUGCAGAAAGAAAUAGCCUCUGCAAAGAGCAGCCAUACCUUCAUCGACCUGGUGCGGACCCCUGUCCUACGCCGGAUCUCCUUCUGCCUCUGCUUUCGUUGUAACAAGGGCAAGGUGCAGCCCGCAGGCGAUGCCAUGGAGGGCUGGACCUUAGUACAGGGAAAGCGGGGCAAGCGGAAGGCUCGAGCUCCGCUCCUGUCAUCCAAUGUGGAGAUCCCCCAGAAGACCAGGAAGGGGGCCACAGACACUGAGUUUUCUGCCUUGCCCAUGGUUAAACCCCCUGCAAUGCCCGAGGCAAGCAUCACCUCGGGCGCUAGUGGGGAGAACCCCAGAGAGGUGGGAGGUGAGCUCCCUUCCAUAUAUGAGGAGAUCGAGGCCCUGGGUCUGACCCCAGUCACCCAUGGGGAGGACGAUCCUCUGCCAGCGGGCCUCCACCUAAGCGACCUCACCCCGGCUCGCCCUUCCUCGUACUCCCUCCGCAUAACCAAUGCUUCCCAUCCCGCCUCAGAGGGUCCCCUGGACUCUUCAACCUGCCUGGCCGUGGGUGGCACCCUGCUGACACCUGCCAAGCCUGUUGAGGAGACGGCCAGUGUCUCACGGCCGGGACCCGAGUUACCAGGGGUAUCCCUCGUUGGUGUGGAGCAACCAAGUUCUUUCCCGGGCAGAGGCCCCACUGAAGAUUAUCCACCUCCUGACGCCGUGGCUGUCACAGCUGCCAUUGAGCCUGAGCCCGGCAUCACUGGGGACCCCCUCCCUACUCCUCAGACCCCUGAGCCCGACCGAGAGCAGCCACCUCCUGGCAGUCCAGCUCCUGUGGCCCAGAAUCCCGCCUCUCUCCCUCUCCCCGACCCUACUCCUGACCCCGUCCCUAUCCCCUCCAGCUCCCGCGAUGCCAUUGCCGCCCCUGGGGCCAUCUCCUUCCCUUUCCCGGAGGAUGACCCCCAGGGAGCAGCCUUUGUGUCUCCCAGUCCCGAACCACUAGGGGCUGCUAUCUUCCCUCCACUGCCACCCAUUGAGCCGGGGUCUGAGGCAGGCCAUGUGGCGCUGGCCCAUCGGGCGCCAUGUUGA
This is a messenger RNA of Chrysemys picta bellii (western painted turtle), 2136 nucleotides long. The record is from RefSeq and is a predicted model, not a curated record. NCBI's taxonomy places the organism in Eukaryota, Metazoa, Chordata, Testudines, Emydidae.